AUGUACGACCGAGCUCCUCGCGCCUUGACUGUGCCCUUGGGCUGCACCGGCUCCCGCCUGGGCCCGGGCGCCUAUGAGCUGCUUCCCAGGACUCCUCCGCUCAGAGUGGGAUAUGCUCCGUUUCUUUCUCUGACCAGUCGAGGCUUUGGAAGUAUUUCUCAAAAUGCUGAGAAUGACCUUCCAGGGCCAGGACACUAUGAUGUUGUCAAGAUACAGAAAAUUGUCAGAGGGGGCCACAGCCCUCAGUAUAAAGAGAAACGUUUCAGAGAGAUUCGCAGUAAUACUCCAGGUCCUGGAACCUAUCACCAACCUUCAGUGGGUGUGGAAAUCCAAAGUAAGAUGAAGCAAUCAUCUAAAGUCCCUGAGGUUCAGAAAGUUGCCAGCAGUAUGAAACUGUUCCGAAAGACAGAUGCUCCCUCUAUCCCAUCCCGAGGGCAAACAUUUGGUUAUGAAGAGAAUGAGGAUGGCACUCUUGUCAAACAUAACCCUCCUGAUAAAGAUGAAACUUUGGGUCCAGCAUACUAUCAGGCAGACCCAAAUGAUCCUUCCAUUACUAUGAAAUAUAAGGGAGUGCAUUUUGGCAGUUUGACAGGAAAGCGACAUGGAUUUAAGCCACGUGAGGGCCCUGGACCUGCUGACUAUGAUAUAACCCAGGAAAGUGCUGCAUAUUAUGACGAGAAUGUCAGCAUCAAGAAGGAAGGCCUGAAAAAAUAUGACCCCUACGUUCCACGGUAUCAUGAAAUAAUAGUAAUACAAGCAGAAAAGAAGGGUGUUCCAGGUCCUGGACAAUACAAUAUAAAAAGUCAAUUUCAAAAGGCAGAAGACACACCACAAAGCGGAAAUGAAGUCGCUCCUUUUCUUUCAUUUUCUGAGAGAUUUGAACCCGUGAAAUCGUCCGCCCCAGCUCCUGGCACAUAUAAUGAGACACGCUGUGCUCUUGAGUCCUUGAAGAAAGCAUAUAAAAAUGUCCCAUUCGGUCACACUUCUGUUCGAUUUCCUGAAGACUCCAGGCCGCGAAAAACACCAGGUCCUGCAUUCUAUAAUAUCCUCAAUUACAGAAUAUCAGCAGAAAGUUCUAAAAAAGCUUCUUUGGGGAAAAAGAAGAAAGGUGCAUUUGGUUCUUCAUCACCUAGGUUUCUAUAUUUAGUGAAGAGGGAAGCUUUUAAUACCCCUGGCCCCGCUGAUUAUCAGUUCAAAGACGGCGCCAAAGCAUCGCGUAAAAAAGAAAAGCAAUUGUCUGGUUUUUUGUCGGCAACAGAGAGGAUUCCAGUAACGAGCACGGAAGCUCCACCACCGGGGUCAUACGAUGUUCAAAAAUCAUUUGCAAAAUCUCAAGGAAAACGCGAGUACAUGCCCCCCCGAACUACAGUGGCUAAAAGAAAACAUGCUUCUUUUCUCAGUGGAACAUCUAGGCAAGGUUUGCCUAAGACCGUGAUUCCAGGACCAGGGGCAUACGAUCCAGUUGUGAAGUCUACAUCCUGUCUUACUUUAUGGGUUUCUCGGAUGGAGCGUUUCAAAGACGCAAAGGAGGAUACUCCUGGCCCUGGAGCAUAUGAGCUGAGUCCACUCUUUAGAGAUACUGUGCUGAAGAGAACAUACAACUCCACACUGAAUAACCCAGUUGCAAUUCAAAUAGAGGAGAGUUACAAACCCCAAAUAGACAGAGAAGACCUUCUCUGUGUGUCUCAGGAAGUGAUCUUAAGAGACAAGGAAAAAUGAUGCAGUACCUGACAUGUGGUAACGAGUGAGCCCAUCUGAAUGCUAUCUUU
Messenger RNA from Eublepharis macularius, 1769 nucleotides. It is a transcript of the gene STPG2, whose product is annotated as sperm tail PG-rich repeat containing 2. The coding region runs from base 1 to 1719 and encodes 572 amino acids. NCBI's taxonomy places the organism in Eukaryota, Metazoa, Chordata, Lepidosauria, Squamata, Eublepharidae. The transcript has 14 exons. The record is from RefSeq and is a predicted model, not a curated record.